AUGGAUCAUAAUAUGAUGCAAGAAGAGUGGAAGAAUUGUAAACGUAAUAAACAAGAGGCUCAAGCUAAGAAGACUUGUACUUCAAUUUCUCGAAGCACAAAGGAAGAUCGUAAAUUACUUGGAACGGAAACGGCGAGGGAUGAUGAUCCGAGGACGGUGGUGAUUGAGCCGAGAUACGGCGUUUCUUCGGUUUGCGGUAGAAGAAGAGAAAUGGAAGAUGCGGUGGCGAUUCAUCCUUCGUUUUCUUCUCCGAAGAAUUCGGAUUAUUCACAACACUAUUUUGGUGUUUACGAUGGCCAUGGUUGUUCCCACGUCGCAACUAGGUGUAGGGAGAGGCUUCACAAACUGGUGCAAGAAGAACUGAAUUCGGAAGGAGAAGAAGAAUGGAAAAAGACUAUGGAGCGUAGCUUCACACGCAUGGAUAGAGAGGUUGUGUUACCGAGUGAGACGGUCGUGAGCGCAGAUUGCAAAUGCGAGCUUCAAACGCCGAAUUGUGAAUCAGUCGGAUCAACCGCAGUUGUGUCGAUCAUUACGCCGGAUAAGAUCGUCGUCGCUAAUUGCGGCGAUUCUAGAGCAGUUCUCUGCCGGAACGGAAAACCAGUUCCUCUAUCCACCGAUCACAAGCCAGAUCGUCCAGAUGAAUUGGAUCGAAUCGAGGGAGCUGGAGGACGAGUCAUAUAUUGGGACUGCCCGAGAGUCUUGGGAGUCUUAGCAAUGUCACGGGCCAUAGGAGACAAUUAUUUGAAACCAUUCGUGAGUUGCGAGCCGGAGGUAACUAUAACAGACCGGUCUGACGAUGACUGCCUCAUACUAGCGAGCGAUGGCUUAUGGGAUGUAGUGCCAAACGAGACCGCCUGUUCCGUAGCGCGUAUGUGUCUCCGAGGUGGUCGGAGACGGAGAGAUAGUCCCGAUCUGGAGAUGGAUUCGAUUUCGGACAACGCGUGUACGGAAGCGUCUAUGUUGUUGACGAAGCUAGCGUUGGCAAGACACAGUAGUGACAACGUGAGUGUUGUCGUGAUUGAUCUCAGAAGAAAGGGACACGUAACCGGACACUAA
Messenger RNA from Arabis nemorensis, 1056 nucleotides. The record is from the annotation of a GenBank genome assembly. Lineage: Eukaryota; Viridiplantae; Streptophyta; Magnoliopsida; Brassicales; Brassicaceae.